AUGCAGACUAUGACUUUUGCAAUCACAGAAAUCAACCAGCGCAGUGAUCUGCUGCCACAUCUCAAGCUGGGUUUCCACAUCCGUGACAGCUGUGAUGACAUACCUGUUUCUCUGAGAGCAGCAUUGCUGUUGGUGAACGGACAGCCUGAGAUAGGCACCAGUGUUGAGAACAAUCAGGAGAAAAACAAUAGUUAUAAUUUAGGCUGUGCAGCCAUACAAAGCACUGUGUCCCCUGUAAUCAUAGGAGAUGCUGCUUCAGGCGUGUCUAUGGCUCUGCUAAGAAGCCUGGGUUCUUUCCACAUCCCCCUGGUGAGCUAUUUUGCAUCCUGCAGCUGUCUGAGUAACCAAAAGGAGUUCCCCACAUUCAUGCGCAGCAUGCCCAGUGACGCCUUCCAGAUCAGAGCUCUGGCCCGGCUGGUUAGUUAUUUUGGCUGGACUUGGGUUGGAGUCAUUGGUGUUGAAUCUGAUUAUGCUCGCUUUGCCAUCCAGCUCUUCCUGCAGGAGUCGGUGCAGUACGGUGUGUGUGCUGCCUACACUCACUUUUACCCUGUAGUCCUGAGUCAGCAGGCCCUAGAUGAGCUUCUUGAUGUUAUUCAGAUGUCAUCUUCAAAGGUCAUAAUUAACUUCUCUGGUGAGUCAGAGAUGAAAGGCAUUCUCAGACAGGUCAGACGUCGGAAUAUAACCGGCCUGCAGUGGAUCGCCAGUGAGGCUUGGGCCACUGCCAAAUCACUCUGGGAAACGUUUGGAGAUCUGCUGGCUGGAACACUAGGAUUUGCCAUCCAGAGAGCUGAUGUGAUUCCAGGGCUGAAAGAACACCUGGCUGGUCUCAACUACCAGGACAGAUUGCCAUGUAAAGGGACGGAGGACUUAAAUGAUGUCUACUCUUCCUAUUCUGAUGUGACACAGUUACGAGUGUCCUAUAACGUUUACAAGGCUGUGUAUGUGGUGGCCCACGCCUUGCAAGAUAUGAGUAACUGUGUAGUUGGACAGGGGCCUUUCCUGAACGGCAGCUGUGCAGACCCAAAGAAUGUUAAACCUUGGCAGCUAGUCCACUACAUGAAGGGUGCUAAUUUUUCUGCACUUGGAGAGAGAGUCAGCUUUGAUCAAAACGGUGACCCCAUUGCUUAUUAUGACCUCAUGAACUGGCAAAGGAUGCCUGACGGCUCACUACAUUUGGUAAAAGUGGGUUUCUAUGACGCCUCUUCUCCUUCUGGACGCAGCCUGGUCAUAAAUGACUCAGUGAUUCAGUGGCCUGCUUCCCGGUCUGUAUGCAGCGACAGUUGUCCUCAAGGUUCCCGUGUCACCAGGAGAAAGGGAGAACCUAUCUGCUGUUUUGACUGUGUCCCCUGUGCUGAGGGAGAAGUUAGUAAUACAACUGAUUCUUUAGACUGCUCUCGCUGCUCAGAGGACACAUGGCCCAAUAAAGCCAGAGAUCUCUGCAUCCCAAAGACUAUAGAGUUCCUGUCUUACCAUGAGUUAAUGGGAAUUGUUUUGUGUGUUGUAUCUGUCCUCGGAGCGUGUAUUUCCCUCUCCAUCCUAGUAAUAUUCUUCACACACAAAGACACACCACUGGUUCGGGCCAACAACAUGGAACUGAGCUUCCUUCUUUUAGUGUUUCUGGCGGUCUGUUUCCUUGUUGGCCUGUUGUUUAUUGGUGAGCCUUCAGACUGGCUUUGCCGUAUCAGGUAUCCGGCAUUUGGGAUCAGUUUUGCCCUCUGCAUUUCAUGCCUCCUGGCCAAGACAGCUGUGGUCCUAAUGGCUUUCAGGUCCACUCUGCCAGGAAGUCGUGUCAUGAAGUGGUUUGGACCCAACCAGCAGAGAGCCAGUGUACUUUUUGGAACAGCUGUUCAGGUGAUAAUCUGUGUUGUGUGGUUGCUCACCAGUCCACCUCAUGCCAACAACAACACAGAUUACAGUUCCACCAUCAUCAUUGAAUGUGUUACUGGUUCAGAAGCUGGUUUCUGGUGUGUUCUUGGAUACAUCGGCAUCUUGGCCUGCAUGUGCUUCUUAAUGGCAUUUUUGGCUCGGAAGCUGCCUGAUAAUUUUAAUGAGGCAAAGUUCAUCACCUUCAGCAUGCUGAUAUUCUUUGCAGUAUGGGUCACUUUUAUUCCAGUAUAUGUGAGCACAGCAGGGAAAUACACAGUGGCUGUCCAUAUUUUUGCUAUUUUAGCCUCAGCUUUUGGUCUCCUUUUUUGUAUUUUUGUUCCAAAGUGCUAUAUCAUAAUUGUGAAACCAGAAAAAAACAGCAAGAAAAACAUGAUGCAAAGAUGAAAAUGGCAGGAUAUCUCAUGCUGCUCUUGCUGAAAGAUUUGCAUUUAUAUUACAAACAUUUCAGUGACAUGUACUGUAUAUCUCUGUGUUGCUUGAAAAUACAAUAAAGCAAACCU
Molecule: messenger RNA, 2387 nt
Organism: Centropristis striata (black sea bass)
Lineage: Eukaryota; Metazoa; Chordata; Actinopteri; Perciformes; Serranidae
Product: extracellular calcium-sensing receptor-like
Exons: 8
Coding region: 1-2271 (756 amino acids)
Biological process (GO): G protein-coupled receptor signaling pathway
Cellular component (GO): membrane
Molecular function (GO): G protein-coupled receptor activity
Source: RefSeq, a predicted model, not a curated record